CCACCUUCCACCCUUGCGCUGCUGUCCCAUCUCCGUGCCGCGCGCGUUCCAUGGACUACUCGUCGAUUGGCCAGGACCACCACAGCAGCUCCGUCGUCGACAUGAGUGCCGCCGCGCCCGUGCCGCACAAGUACAGCGUCAUCCUGCCGACGUACAAUGAGCGGCGCAACCUGCCCGUCAUCAUCUAUCUGCUCGCACGCAUGUUCGAGCAGAAUGCGCUCGACUACGAGGUGAUCAUCGUCGACGACGCCUCGCCCGACGGCACGCUCGAGGUUGCCAAGCAGCUGCAGAGCGUGUACGGCGAGGAGCGCAUCGUGCUGCGCCCGCGCGCGGGCAAGCUGGGCCUCGGCACGGCGUACGUGCAUGGCCUCGAGUCCUGCACCGGCGACUUUGUCGUCAUCAUGGACGCCGACUUCUCGCACCACCCCAAGUUCCUGCCGGCGAUGAUUGCGCUGCAGCGGCAACGGAAUCUGGACAUCGUGCAAGGCACGCGCUACUCGGGUCCUGCGACCGGAGCCGGCGUGUACGGCUGGAACCUGAAGCGCAAGCUCGUCUCGCGCGGCGCCAACCUGCUGGCCACCUUUGUGCUGGGGCCGGGCACGAGCGACGUCACUGGCAGCUUCCGGCUGUAUCGCCGCCCUAUCAUCGAGAAGCUCAUCCGCGAGGUCACGUCGAAGGGCUACGUGUUCCAGAUGGAGAUUCUCGUGCGCGCAAAGGCCAGCGGCUGCUCCGUCGGCGAGGUGCCCAUCACCUUCUGCGACCGCGUCUUUGGCGAGUCAAAACUGGGCGGCGACGAGAUUGUCAGCUACGCCAAGGGCGUGUGGAAUCUCUUCGUCAGCAUCUGAGAGCGGGGUCGAGGGCGCAAUGUCACUGUUGAGCGAUGCUACAAUGUGGCGCUGGUCAGAUUGCGCUGCGCCGCGGGCACGGCCGCUUAAGGGGUAGAACAGGAUCGCAGCAGACCUCACGCGGGCAAGAGGUGCAGACUGCCGCAGCGGCAGAGGUAUCUAGAUUGCAGCUAGCGGCGCGCCGAGCUCUCCCAUCUCCCGUCUCUCCUUCGGUCUGCAUCUCCGUCUCGGCCCCGAUCUCCGUCCCGCUCGCGAUGACGGUCCCUGUCCCGCGCCCAGUCC
Molecule: messenger RNA, 1127 nt
Organism: Tilletiopsis washingtonensis
Lineage: Eukaryota; Fungi; Basidiomycota; Exobasidiomycetes; Entylomatales
Exons: 6
Coding region: 51-845 (264 amino acids)
Biological process (GO): protein O-linked glycosylation via mannose; GPI anchor biosynthetic process
Cellular component (GO): endoplasmic reticulum membrane
Molecular function (GO): dolichyl-phosphate beta-D-mannosyltransferase activity
Source: RefSeq, a predicted model, not a curated record